CAUUAGGAUAAGAGAAGGAACUGCUCAUUGGGUCCUAACGGAGUCCCAGCCGGGAAGAGAGGAAAACGCCCAGGAGUCCCCAUUGGCUCCUCCUCUGGCCCAGGCAGGAUUUAAACCCAGGGAAGGAAGCCAAGAGAGAAAGCAGUGGGACAGACCAGCGCCGAGGUCUGCAGUGAGAGGGGCCCGGCUCACAGCGGGCGCAAGCGUCGGAAGUGGUGCCCAGCAGUCUCCCAGGCCUCCUGGAGGGUCUGCUCCCUGUCUCCCCAACGAUGCGUCCCCAGGGGCUGUGCAGCCUCCACUUGGGGCUCCUGCUGGGCUCUGCGCUGCUGGUGGCCUCAGCCCCCGCCACCCCGGAGCCCCACAGUUGCAGCAACCAGGACCAGCAGGUGACCCUCAGCCACACCUACAAGAUCGACGUGCCCAAGUCCGCCCUGGUCCAGGUGGAGGCUGACCCUCAGCCCCUCGGCGACACAGGGACUUCCCUCUUGGCCCCGGGAGAGGCCGGGGAGGAGCAGAACAUCGUCUUCAGGCAUAACAUCCGCCUUCAGACGCCGCAGAAGGGCUGCGAGCUGGCAGACAGUGUCCGGGACCUCCUGGCCCGGGUGAAGAGGCUGGAGGAGGAGAUGGCGGAGUUGAAAGAGCAGUGCAGUGCCCAGCGCUGCUGCCCAGGAGCUGCCGACCUGAACCACCACUGCAGCGCCCACGGCACCUUCUCCCCGGAGACCUGCAGCUGCCGCUGCCAGCCGGGCUGGGAGGGCGCGGCCUGCGAGCGCCCCGCCUGCCCCGGCGCGUGCAGCGGCCACGGGCGCUGCGAGGACGGCCGCUGCCUGUGCGACGCGCCCUACGUGGGCGCCGACUGCGCCUCGCCGGCCUGCCCCGAGAACUGCAGCGACCACGGCGUGUGCGUGCGCGGCGUCUGCCAGUGCCACGAGGACUUCACGUCGGAGGACUGCAGCGAGCGGCGCUGCCCCGGCGACUGCAGCGGCCACGGCUUCUGCGACACGGGCGAGUGCUACUGCGAGGAGGGCUUCCUCGGGCCGGACUGCGCGCAGGUGGUCGUCCCCCAGGGCCUGCAGCUGGUCAGGAGCACAGAGAACUCCCUGCUGGUGAGCUGGGAGCCCAGCAGUGAAGUGGACCACUACCUCCUCAGCUACUACCCGCUGGGGAAGGAGCUCUCUGCGAAGCAGAUCCGGGUGCCCAAGGAGCAGCACACCUAUGAGAUUCCCGGGCUGCAGCCUGGAACCAAGUACAUCGUCACCCUGCGCAACGUCAAGAAAGACGUGUCGAGUAGCCCCCAGCAUCUGCUCGCCACCACAGAUCUGGCUGUGCUUGGCACUGCUUGGGUGACCGAAGAGACGGAGACCUCCCUGGACGUGGAGUGGGAGAACCCCUCGACGGACGUGGACUACUACAAGCUGCGGUACAGCCCCUUGACGGGGCACGAGGUGGCUGAGGUCACGGUGCCCAGAAGCAGGGAGCCCAAGAGCCGCUAUGACAUCACCGGUCUGCUGCCUGGGACGGAGUACAAGAUCACGGUCAUCCCCAUGAGAGGAGAGCUGGAGGGCAAGCCGAUUCUGCUGAGCGGCAGGACAGAAAUUGAUGGUCCGACCAACGUGGUGACUGAUCGCGUGACGGAAGACACGGCUGCCGUCUCCUGGGACCCCGUGAAGGCUGACAUAGACAAGUAUGUGGUGCGCUACAUCUCCCCUGAUGGGGAGACCAGGGAGACGGCAGUCCCCAAGGACCAGAGCAGCACCAUCCUGAGGAGCCUGAAGCCGGGAGAGGCCUACAAAGUCUACGUGUGGGCUGAGAGGGGCAGCCAGGGCAGCAAGAAGGCCGACACCCAGGCCCUCACAGAAAUCGACAGCCCAGCAAACCUGGUGACUGACCGGGUGACGGAGAACACAGCCGCCGUCUCCUGGGACCCGGUGCAGGCUGACAUCGACAGGUACAUGGUGCGCUACACCUCUGCCGACGACCAAGAGACCAGGGAGGUGCCGGUGGACAAGGAGCGGAGCAGCACCGUGCUCACGGGCCUGAGGCCCGGCGUGGAGUACACGGUCCACGUGUGGGCUGAGAAGGGGGCCCGAGAGAGCAAGAAGGCCGACACCAAGGCCCCGACAGACAUCGACAGCCCCAAAAACCUGGUGACUGACCAGGUGACGGAGAACACGGCCACCGUCUCCUGGGACCCGGUGCAGGCCGACAUCGACAGGUACGUGGUGCGCUACACCUCUGCCGACGGAGAGACUAGGGAGAUGACGGUGGACAAGGAGAAGACCAGCGCCAUCCUGACAGGCCUGAGGCCGGGCGUGGAGUACACGGUGGACGUGUGGGCCCAGAAGGGGGCCCGGGACAGCAGGAAGGCCAACACCCAGGCCCCGACAGACAUCGACAGCCCCAAAAACCUGGUGACUGACCAGGUGACGGAGAACACGGCCACCGUCUCCUGGGACCCGGUGCAGGCUGACAUCGAUAGGUACGUGGUGCGCUACACCUCUGCCGACGGAGAGACUAGGGAGGUGCCGGUGGACAAGGACAAGACCAGCACUGUCCUGACGGGCCUGAGGCCGGGCAUGGAGUACACGGUGGAUGUGUGGGCCCAGAAGGGGGCCCGGGACAGCAGGAAGGCCAACACCCAGGCUCCCACAGACAUCGACAGCCCCAAAAACCUGGUGACUGACCAGGUGACGGAGAACACGGCCACCGUCUCCUGGGACCCGGUGCAGGCCGACAUCGACAGGUACAUGGUGCGCUACACCUCUGCCGACGGAGAGACCAGGGAGUUUCUGGUGGGGAAGGACAAGACCAGCACUGUCCUGACGGGCCUGAGGCCGGGUGUGGAGUACACGGUGGACGUGUGGGCCCAGAAGGGGGCCCGGGAGAGCAAGAAGGCCAACACCCAGGCCCCGACAGACAUCGACAGCCCCAAAAACCUGGUGACUGACCAGGUGACGGAGAACACGGCCACCGUCUCCUGGGACCCGGUGCAGGCCGACAUCGAUAGGUACAUGGUGCGCUACACCUCUGCCGACGGCGAGACCAGGGAGUUUCCGGUGGGGAAGGACAAGACCAGCACUGUCCUGACGGGCCUGAGGCCGGGCGUGGAGUACACGGUGGACGUGUGGGCCCAGAAGGGGGCCCGGGGGAGCAAGAAGGCCAACACCAAGGCUCCCACAGAAAUCGACAGCCCCAAAAACCUGGUGACCAACUGGGUGACGGAGAACACGGCCACCGUGUCCUGGGACCCGGUGCGGGCCAACAUCGACAGGUACGUGGUGCGCUACACCUCUGCCGACGGCGAGAGCAAGGAGGUGCCAGUGGGCAAGGAGCGGAGCAGCACCGUGCUCACGGGCCUGAGGCCGGGCGUGGAGUACACGGUCCACGUGUGGGCUAAGAAGGGGAGCCGGGACAGCAAGAAGGCCAACACCAAGGCCCUGACAGAAAUUGACCCUCCGAAAAACUUCCGUCCGUUUGCUGUAACCCAGUCUGGCGGGGUCCUGACCUGGACGCCUCCCUUGGCUCAGAUCGAUGGCUACAUACUCACCUACCAGCUCCCUAACGGCACGGUGAAGGAGGUGCAGUUGCGAAGAGGCGAGCAGAGGUUUGAGCUGCAAGACCUUGAGCAUGGCGUCACCUACCCCGUCUCCUUGGUCGCCUUCAAGGGGGAUCGCCGGAGCAAGACUGUCUCCGCCACCCUCUCCACAGUUGACGCCAGGUUUCCACACCCUUCGGACUGCACUCAGGUUCAGCAGAACAGCAAUGCCGCCAGUGGCCUCUACACCAUCUACCUGAACGGCGACCCCAGCCGGCCCCUGCAGGUGUACUGUGACAUGGACACGGAUGGCGGCGGCUGGAUAGUCUUCCAGAGGCGGAACACGGGGCAGCUAGAUUUCUUCAAGCGUUGGCGGAGCUACGUGGAAGGCUUUGGGGACCCCAUGCAGGAGUUUUGGAUUGGUCUGGACAAGCUGCACAAUCUCACCACUGGCACUCCGACCCGCUACGAGGUGAGAGUGGACCUGCAGACGCUCAAUGAGUCUGCCUAUGCCGUGUACGACUUCUUCCAAGUGGCCUCCAGCAAGGAGCGCUACAAGCUGACCGUCGGGAAAUACAGAGGCACAGCAGGGGACGCUCUUACUUACCACAACGGGUGGAAGUUUACAACCUUCGACAGAGAUAAUGACAUCGCCCUCAGCAACUGUGCCCUGACACAUCAUGGCGGCUGGUGGUACAAGAACUGCCACUUGGCCAACCCCAACGGCAAAUACGGGGAGACCAAGCACAGUGAGGGGGUGAACUGGGAGCCGUGGAAAGGACAUGAGUUCUCCAUUCCUUACGUGGAGCUGAAAAUCCGCCCUCAAGGCUACAGCAAGGAGCGCGUGGUCGGCAGGAAGAAGCGGACGCUAGGAGGCAAGACGAGAAUGUUGUGAUGGCCCGUCUGAGCGGCCGUCGCAGGAGACUGGCAGGGCUGGGGCUUUGGAAGCUGGGGGCGGGUGGGCAGCAGGGAAGGGGGAAUGGGGGCUUGAGGGUCGCUCCGUCGUCCCUCGGCUCUGGGAUCCCUGGUAACCCGCAGAAGAGGUCACGUCUCCAAGCUUCAGAUCACGCAGUGUCUUGGCCCGUCUAUACUAGGGAGCAGACAACACAGUAGCGGUUGCACAGUGUCUAUGGGAAAGACAGCAUUGGAGCCGCGCGGCUCGCUAGGGACAGCUUGCUGGAGCCGCGGGUCAUCCAGUGCCUCCGCCGUGGGCAGCUGUAGAACCGGGCUGCCUCCCUCCCUCUCUCCCUGCCUCGCUCGCUUGCUCUCGCACAAACCUCUCUGGAAAGCAGCACCAGAGAGUCGGUGUGACUCCCGGGAGCCAGGGCUGCCGCAGCCUGACGCAAGUGGAACCCCUGCCCCGCUGUUGUAAUUGCUGAUCGACAAGAAUGAAUGGGGGCACCAGGAGGGGCCAAGGCGUGCUCCUCUGGCCACAUUGCAGGAUCCGGCAGGCUGGACACCAGAGCUCCCAUGUCGCUGCCCCCUUUCCAGCCCCUGGUGUAAUCGCGCUCACAGAUCUGCACAGCUUGUGAAUAACUUCUCGCUGGGUUCCGCUCUCUUGAUGACUGGGCCCUCUGCAGACUCUUGCAGACUCUUGGCUUCCUUGCCAUUCACUCCCAUCAGCCCCCAGCCUCCGUCCUUCCCGGGACGGCUCCCAGCCCUGGGCGCCCCGACCUGGGCCACUCAGCAUCGUGAGGUUCGCCCCUGGGGUCGCCGGAGCUGCCCAGCCAGCCCCAGGAGGCUUUCCUGUUUGAAGGCCCCCAGGCAAGAUCAGCUCCUUUUUUCUGCUUAUUUCCUAUCAUUGUGGAAGGUUUCUGUAGCUGAGUCAGUGACCAGUGAAGUCACUCAAACUGCUACUCAAGAACAAAAAUAAUAAACCACUUAAACAAA
Molecule: messenger RNA, 5425 nt
Organism: Oryctolagus cuniculus (rabbit)
Lineage: Eukaryota; Metazoa; Chordata; Mammalia; Lagomorpha; Leporidae
Gene: TNN
Product: tenascin N
Biological process (GO): regulation of cell adhesion
Cellular component (GO): perisynaptic extracellular matrix
Molecular function (GO): protein binding
Source: RefSeq, a predicted model, not a curated record